GACUGAGGACUGAGGGAGAGCACCGUUGCCUUCAUCGCGCUCACUUGUUCACGAUAACCUUCACGCCCGCACGCUCACCGGCAUCUCUCUAAAUAAUCCAACAUUUCAACCAAUACCGGAUGGACUUUUCCCCUGGAUUGUUUUCAUUUUCACAAUUUUACGCACGCCCAAUUUCACCCGGAGCUGUUCAUCUCCCUUAAGCGUGGAAAGUUCCGUUAAAAGCUUGGCUGACAAUGAAGAUCAAACCAUGGGGCAAGGCCCAACAAUGACAGUUAUGUGCUUCCAUCCAGGGAGUCGCUGCAAAGAAAACACCCAAGAUGCACCUCUGAAUCAUUGAUCACCGUGGCACGUUCAUGAGACCACUUGACGUGGGGAUUAGAUAUUUUCAUCUUUUCUUAGAGUUGACUGGAAGCUUAGAUUGCAUUUAUCAACAUUUGAUCUGCAUCAGAGAUUAAAAAAAAACAAAACACUGAUAUUUUACUUUGAUGCAAUGUGGAAUAUAAAAUAAAUCAGAUGCCCUAAUCAAAUAUUUUAGUCACUAUAAAAGGACCUUUAAAUUCACAUCACUUCCUCGUGCUUUCUGUUACUCUUUACAAUGAAUCCAAACAUCCUCCCUGGGAAAGUUCUUCUCCUAAGCACUGUGAUGGCACUCAGUGUGGGAUUAGAGUUUACUGGCUCAGAGGGUCAGUGGGCUCGAUACCUGCGCUGGGAUGCCAGCUCUAGAAGUGACCUGACUUUCCAGUUCAAGACGUCCCAACCAGAAGGCCUCAUGCUCUACUUUGACGACGGCGGAUACUGCGACUUCUUACUCCUCACCGUGUCCGAGGGCAGGAUGCAGCUUCGCUUCAGCAUCGACUGUGCCGAAACCACCAUUACGUCCGACAAGAUGGUCAACGACAGCCGUUGGCACUUUGCCGCUAUCAACAGGCACAAUCUGCGGACCGGCUUGGCCGUGGACGGCCAGACCAAGUUGGCAGAGGUGCGGCCUCAGCGACAGUUCAUGAAGAUCGUAAGCGACCUAUUCCUCGGGGGGCUCCCAGGAGACAUACGGACAUCUGCCAUCACCUUGCCCUCUGUCCGUGAGCUAGCACCCUUCAAGGGGAUCAUCACCGACCUUAUCUGCGGGAGUAAACUGCCCACGCUCAUCAACAGUCAGAAAGUACGCUUAGAAAUGUUAGGCCUUUGCACAGAGAACCCCUGUGAGAAUGGUGGGAUCUGCUCGCUGGCGGAUGGAGAACCCUACUGUGACUGCUCUAAAACUGGAUUUGUCGGGCGGUACUGCACUGAAGUCCAUAGAAUCCCAGGCCUCGCACACCUGAAGGCAGAGCAAGCGAGGGAGGAAAACGUGGCCACCUUCCGGGGCUCCGAGUACUUCUGUUACGACCUUUCACAGAACCCCAUUCAGAGCAGCAGCGAUGAGAUCACGUUGUCCUUCAAGACGUGGCAGCGCAACGGUCUCCUGCUCCACACGGGGAAAUCAGCAGACUAUGUCAAUCUGGCGCUAAAAGAUGGAGCGGUUUCCCUCGUCAUCAAUCUGGGUUCCGGUGCCUUUGAGGCUAUCGUCGAGCCUGUCAAUGGAAAAUUCAAUGACAACGCCUGGCACGAUAUCAAAGUCACACGCAACCUGAGACAGCAAUCAGGCAUUGGACACGCUAUGGUGACUAUAUCCGUUGACGGGAUCCUCACCACCACUGGCUACACCCAGGAAGACUAUACCAUGCUGGGCUCUGACGAUUUCUUCUACGUGGGUGGGAGCCCCAGCACUGCAGACCUUCCUGGAUCUCCAGUUAGCAACAACUUCAUGGGCUGCCUCAAAGAGGUGGUUUACAAGAACAACGACAUCCGUCUAGAGCUGUCCCGUCUGGCAAGGAUUGUGGACCCAAAGAUGAAACUUCAGGGCGACGUGGUCUUUAAAUGUGAAAACGUUCCUACUCUUGACCCCAUCAACUUUGAGACUCCCGACUCCUACCUGUCCUUACCAAAAUGGAACACCAAACGCGUUGGCUCGAUCUCCUUCGACUUCCGAACCUCAGAGCCCAACGGCUUAAUACUUUUCACCCAUGGCAAACCUCAGGAGCGACGCGAUGUCAAGUCCCAGAAGACCAACAAGGUGGACUUCUUUGCUGUCGAACUUCUGGAUGGGGUGUUGUACCUGGUGCUGGACAUGGGUUCUGGUACUAUCAAAGUGAAAGCGACACAGGCAAAAGUCAAUGAAGGUAGCUGGCACCAUGUGGACAUCCAGAGAGAUGGCCGUUCAGGCAUCAUCUCUGUAAACACCCACCGGACACCUUUCACAGCCAGUGGAGAAAAUGAGAUCUUAGACCUGGAGGGGGAUCUUUAUCUAGGUGGUCUUCCUGACAACCGUGCAGGUUUGAUGCUCCCCACUGAGCUCUGGACCGCCAUGCUAAACUAUGGCUACGUGGGGUGCAUCCGGGAUCUUUUCAUUGAUGGACGCAGCAAAGAUAUCCGACAGAUAGCUGUGUCCCAGAACACGACUGGUAUCAAGUCUUCCUGCAGUAAGGUGAUGGGAAAACAGUGUGACAGCAACCCUUGCAAGAACAGCGGGGUGUGUAAGGAGGGAUGGAACCGCUUCAUUUGUGACUGCACAGCAACAGGCUUCUGGGACAGCACUUGUGAAAGAGAGGCGUCCAUCCUGUCCUAUGAUGGCAGCAUGUACAUGAAGGUGGUGAUCCCAAAUGUGGUGCACACAGAAGCGGAGGAUGUCUCACUUCGCUUCAUGUCUCAAAGGGCAUUCGGUCUGCUGAUGGCAGCCACGUCCCGCGAGUCAGCAGACACGCUGCGACUGGAGUUGGAGAGUGGAAGGGUCAAACUGACGGUCAACUUAGACUGUGUCAGGAUAAACUGUAACACCAGCAAGGGUCCUGAGGCUCUUUAUGCUGGACAAAAGCUCAACGACAAUGAUUGGCACUCGGUCCGAGUGGUCCGCCGCGGUAAAAACAUCAAACUGGUUGUCGAUGACGACAUGGCUGAAGGCCAGAUGGCAGGCGAUCACACCCGUCUGGAGUUCAACAAUGUGGAGACAGGCAUCCUAACUGAGAGACGCUUUGUGUCUUCUGCACCCACUUCAUUUAUAGGACACCUCCAGAGCCUCAAGUUCAAUGGCAUGCAGUACAUCGACAUGUGCAAGAAUGGGGACAUUGACUUCUGCGAACUCAACGCCCGUUUCGGCAUGCGCUUCAUCAUCGCCGACCCGGUGACUUUCAAGACCAAGGGCAGCUACUUGGGCUUGGCCACUCUGCAGGCCUACACCACAAUGCACCUCUUCUUUCAAUUCAAAACCACCUCGCCCGAUGGCUUCAUCCUCUUUAAUAGCGGUGACGGGAGUGACUUUAUUGCUGUGGAACUGGUCAAAGGGUUCAUCCACUAUGUGUUUGACCUCGGGAAUGGCCCAAGUCUGUUGAAGGGGAACAGUGACAACCCACUGAAUGAUAACCAGUGGCACAAUGUGGUGAUCACACGAGAUACUUCCAACACGCACACACUCAAAGUGGACUCCAAGUCGGUCACCCAGAAUGUCAACGGAGCAAAGAACCUCGAUUUAAAAGGUGAUCUCUUCGUCGGAGGUCUGGGACCCAACAUGUAUCAGAACCUCCCUAAGUUGGUGGUUUCUCGUGAAGGCUUCCAGGGCUGUUUGGCGUCAGUUGACCUUAACGGCCGCCUGCCGGACCUCAUCAGCGAUGCCCUUUUCCGCAGUGGGCAAAUUGAACGGGGCUGCGAAGUUGGUUUCACCAAAGCCGACCUGCAAGGCCCGAGCACCACCUGCCAGGAAGACUCCUGCGCCAACAUGGGUGUGUGCAUCCAACAGUGGGAGAACUUCACUUGCGACUGCUCCAUGACGUCUUAUUCGGGGACUCAUUGCAAUGACCCUGGCACCACCUACAUCUUUGGCAAAGGAGGGGGUCUGAUCACAUACACGUGGCCUAAUAACGAAAGGCCCAGCACACGGACAGACCGGCUGGCGGUAGGUUUUAGCACGACCAUCAAAGACGGCAUCCUCGUUCGCAUCGACAGUGCCCCGCGCCUGGGUGACUACAUCAUGCUCCACAUUGAGCAAGGGAAAGUCGGCGUGACCUUCAACAUUGGGACAGUGGACAUCAGUGUUAAGGAGCUGACGACAGGGGUAAAUGAUGGCAAAUACCAUUUGGUUCGAUUCACCAGGAAUGGAGGCAAUGCCACCUUACAAGUGGACAACUGGCCGAUCAAUGAGCACUUUCCUUCAGGCAACAGCGACAUUGAGCGCUAUCAAAUGGCAAAUAAGAAAAUCCCAUUCAAAUAUACCCGGCCAGUAGAAGAUUGGCUUCAGGAGAAAGGCCGGCAGCUCACUAUCUUCAACACCCAAGCGACUAUUUCAAUCGGUGGAAACGACCGUAAGCGGCCUUACCAGGGCCAGCUUUCAGGCCUCUACUACAAUGGCCUCAAGGUCCUCAACAUGGCCGCCGAAGGCCACGUCAAUAUCAAGGUGAACGGCAGUGUUCGGCUGGUGGGGGAUGUGCCGGCCAGUAGGGGCGCGGCACGCACAACCACCUCAGUACCGCCUGAGAUGUCCACCACCUUUAUCGAGACCACCACCACCUUGUCUACAACCACCACUCGCAAGCAGCGCUCACCACCCACAAUCCAGACGACAGAUGACAUUGUGUCAUCAGCCGAGUGCUCCAGUGACGACGAAGACCUGGAGGAGUGCGAUUCCGGACACACAGGAGGGGAGCUAGUCAUCCCCAUAUUAGUGGAGGAUCCCAUAGACAUCCCUUCUGUAUCCACCCGUUCUUCUUUCAUCUCCCUUCCCCCAACCCUCCACCCCCUCCUCACCAUUAUUGAGCCCACCAAAGAAUCCUUGGCCAUGGCCACUGAGGCGGGGCUACCUUGCUUGUCGGACCGAGGCGGCGAUGAUUGUGAUGAUGGUGAUGAUGAUGAUGGUGAUGAUGAUGAUGAUGGCAUGGUGAUUUCGGGGUUUGGCUCUGGCGAAGCGUUCGACUCUCGCCUGCCCCCGACUGACGAUGAAGAUUUUGACAACACCUUCUCCCUGGUAACAGAUAAGAUCUUGACCACAUCAACCUAUGACGGCGGCUACAAAGCCCUCGCACCCAAGUGGGAGGCCAAGGACUUGAGGCCUAGCAAAGCCUCUGAGGCAGGUAGGACUACACCCACCUUGCCUCUACCCAACCCUCGUGGCACGCCAGCUGCGGCGGCCCCCUCGGCCACGCUUCCCAAGCUGCCCGCUGGGAAAAUGAACAACCGCGAGGUAAAACCCCCGCAGCCGGACAUAGUCCUGCUGCCUCUCCCCACAUCCUUCGAUCUGGACGGCACCAAGCCGCGGGGUCCUUACGUCACCUCGCCCAUGCUGCGCACGGUGCCCGCCGCCUUACCCACAGUGCCCGGCGUGGUGCGGCGAGUACCGCCGGGGGCUUCGGAGGUAAUACGGGAAUCGAGCAGCACCACGGGCAUGGUGGUGGGAAUUGUCUCAGCUGCCGCCCUCUGCAUCCUCAUCCUCCUCUACGCCAUGUACAAGUACAGGAACAGGGACGAGGGGUCCUACCAGGUGGACGAGACGCGCAACUACAUCAGCAACUCUGCGCAAACCAACGGCGCCGUGGUGAAAGAUAAAACGCCCAGCAGCGGCGCCAAAAGCAGCGCCGCAAACAAGAGACCCAAAGACAAGGACAAGGAAUAUUAUGUAUAGAAAUCAAGUCAUUUCCCAACACAAAGAAAACAAACUUGUUAGAAACAAAUAUAGAAACAUUUUGACAGUACCAUAUUGGCAACUGUGAUCUCUCUUGAACUCAACACUUUCUGAGUCACUGGAACAUGUCCACAGAAAAAAGCAACAAACAAAAGACUUGACAUGUGAAAGCACACUUACUAUUGUAAGAGUUCUGGAGAGAGAAGGCACAUCUUCACUGGAACCUCCACAUGGACCUUUUAAAGGAGUUCCGGCUCGAGAAUUUUGGAAGUGUGGAAAACAUCUCUCUCGCAUCCACGCGACCCCAAGUAACUGUCCGAGGUGUGAGCGCACGCGCGCGUUUGAUCCGUCGGAGUACUGACGACCCCCCGACCUUGUCCGUUGUAACCCUGUAAAAUACGAUCGCUGUCGUUUCGGCCAUUCGGAGCUUGCAUGUGAGGUGUACGUGAUGGCAUCUGUGUAGUGGAGGGACCUCAAGGAACGCAGUUUGGGGGUUAGGAUAUGUAGCUUUCAUAGACGUGGUUGAAGUACAGAAAUUACGUCCUUUGUUUUUUUUUUUUUCUUUUUUUUUCUUUUAAUAAAUGUAGGCAUUGUAUGAUGUUGAAAGAUGGCAGCACACAACACUGUGACCACCCAGUAGGAUGUGAUACAUCAAAGCAUCUCUCGCUGCUUCCUGUCCGCUUCAUUGUUGACCGGAAACCUCAAGGAGGGAAACCAUUAUUUAUUUAUUCUUCAUAUUUUUAAAUAGUGAAUAAAGUCAUCGUUAUUAGCUGAAAUUAUGUUAAGCAUAUCGCUGAUGAUUUUGUCAAAAAAGCAAAGUGUAUGUUUUAUUACAAGCUGCUGUUCUUUGCUGGUGAAUUGAAAGUUUAUUGGUUUGUUUUUUUUAAAUUUGGUUUAAACUCCCUACUGUAGCAACAGAUUGAAAAUAUUCUUCUUUUGCCAGAACUGCCUGGAGACAAAGACAACUUGUCUCACUUGGUUUUUCUCUUAGUGAAUUUUUGACUGUGCUGAAACUGUCACUCUGUGGACUGUUUUGAUGCUUUUCACAUUAUGUAUUUAUUGAUCUUUUUUUUUUUUUUUUUAUCAGAAACUGAAAAAAAAAAAAGUUAAAACAGGAAUAAAAUAAGGACGAUGAUGAUGAUUUUUAUUCUGAUGGGUUUGGAAAUGUAUUGCCAGCAAUUUACUUGACUUUCAGUUUCGUACCUUCCUUGGUUCAUAACCGUGACACUAUUCUUUCUGUCGGCUCAGCAUUUUGUAUUUGAUUUCUUAUGCUCUUUAUUGUUGUAGCUUAAUUUCAGGUCAUUUCUAUGAUGUUGAGUAUUGUUUUUUUUUUAAAUUACCCCAUUUAGUUUUGCUGAAUUUAUCCAUUCUCAUUCAUUUGGAAAUAUUUCAAUGUUCACUUUGAUUUUUUUGUGUUAGUACUUGACUCGUCUUCUGCUCCUUUGA
Molecule: messenger RNA, 7147 nt
Organism: Phycodurus eques (leafy seadragon)
Lineage: Eukaryota; Metazoa; Chordata; Actinopteri; Syngnathiformes; Syngnathidae
Product: neurexin-3b
Exons: 24
Coding region: 596-5701 (1701 amino acids)
Source: RefSeq, a predicted model, not a curated record